Puccinia graminis f. sp. tritici CRL 75-36-700-3 is the source of this 360-nucleotide messenger RNA. RefSeq lists its product as uncharacterized. NCBI's taxonomy places the organism in Eukaryota, Fungi, Basidiomycota, Pucciniomycetes, Pucciniales, Pucciniaceae. Bases 1 to 360 code for a protein of 119 amino acids. The transcript is spliced from 2 exons. The record is from RefSeq and is a predicted model, not a curated record.
AUGACUACCAUAUCCUAUCUAUACCAAGCAAGAGAUAGGGUUCAAUUCCUAAAAGAAGCUGUUUUGUCUUUUGAAGCCAUGGUUGCCUUAAUGGAGCCGGAUAAUCUUGAAGGCAAUGAAUCUACAGAGAGGAUGUCUGUUACCAAUUGUAGCUAUGCGCGUCAAAUUGAAGAAGCCCAGAAUGCCAUCUCCCAACGUAGCAUGGAACGUAACAUUCCCUAUUAUGCAGUUCCUGAUGCCUUAGUGAUUUGGAAUAUUCGUAGAAUGCGCUUGGGUAGAGAUCCAAUCAGAAUCCAUGGCUGGAAAACCAAACACGAGCGCAGAUUACAAAUGAGCACUUUCAACAAUCAAGGCAAUUGA